AUGUCUGUCCACGGUCGCGAUCACAGUAAUGGGAGACGCAGCGGCAGCGCAGAUGGUGCAUCUCGAACUUUGGGCGAUGUGAUGCGAGCAGGUCCCACCGGUUCUCCUGGCAUCGUCGUCAUUGACCAAACGUACGAAGAAACGAAGCGAAAAGACGACCUCAGCCCCAGCGAGGACCUGUGGCUAAGUUCGGCUGACGGCCGGUACAACUCAACUAUCAUACCUUUGCGAGUUGGGCGGGCGCCUAACCAAGAGGUUUUCUACGUGCACAGAGACGUCUUGCUCACGACCGACUACUUCCGGAAAGCUCUUUGCGGUGACUUCAGAGAAGCCGAAGCGCAGUCGAUGGAUUUCCCGGAAGAGGAUCCUGCUAUAUUCCACUUCCUUGUUGCUUUUUUAUACCAGAGAAGCUUUGUCCCCAUUAUGCCUGCCGCAUCCGCACUUGAUGUUAAGGAGUCGCACCGGGGGAAGGCGCAAGACUUCGGCUACCAGAGCGAUUCCGAGUCGGAGGUCUCGUCCUCGGAGGCCAGUGAUGCAAGCGCCAGGAGUCGGAUGCCCGCGCUGCACCACAACCACUACUGGACCCCCAUGCUGGAACUGCGGCGUCAGUCGCGCGAGGCCGACGCCGGGCCAUCUCCCGCCGCACAUGAUCACCCCGAUACCCCAAUGCGGCCCGCGGUUAUACCGCCACAUCGCCGGCGCCGUAGCCGGCAGCCGAUUCUCACGCCCCCAGGGUCGACCCCUUCAGUUGGCACGUCGACCUCGGCCAACGACGACUUCAUGGACGGCGACCGCAUACGGGGCGAGGACAUGCGCACGUGGCUCGCCAUCUACGACCUUAGUAUUUCCGUCUAUGCGUGUGCGAACAAAUACCUCAUGGACGACUUCAAGGCUGUGAUCCAGCGUCACUGCGUCGACAUGCUCGAGUCGGCCGGCUCCGACGCGGCGCAGUCGGCGGUUCUGCAGUUGUGCUCGAAGCUGUAUGCAGCGGUGCCCGAGUCCGACCCGUUGUUGAGGAUGAUAUUCGCGCGCAUCGGCUUCUUGCAGCCGAUGCUGUGGCAGCGGGCGCCGCAGCACACAUCCGAGUUCUUGAUCGGACAUCCUGAGGUGGCAGCUCUGAUGCUCCGCGAGACGGCAAUCCGAAGAGAGGAAGACUUGGGCAGCAGAGCGCUGCCGUCAAUGGAGCGGGCGACGCAUCCACAUGCCAUGCCCGUUUGGCCGGUUGGACCCCCUAUGCACCCUCAUAUGCGACCGCCUCCGCCGCCGCCGCCUCCGCCGCAUUGGAAUCCGGCUCCGUUCGGUGCUUGA
Messenger RNA from Colletotrichum spaethianum, 1308 nucleotides. RefSeq lists its product as uncharacterized. The coding region runs from base 1 to 1308 and encodes 435 amino acids. Gene Ontology annotation, molecular function: protein binding. The transcript is spliced from 2 exons. The record is from RefSeq and is a predicted model, not a curated record. NCBI's taxonomy places the organism in Eukaryota, Fungi, Ascomycota, Sordariomycetes, Glomerellales, Glomerellaceae.